AUGGCCUCGACAACCCAGUCCAUUCUUCGCCAGGGUCUCACCUCCCCCGCCCGCGCGUUCAUCCAGAAGCCACAGACGACGCGCUCGAUCCUCAAGCGCCCGACUGCCCUGCCCUUGUCGCCCAGCGGCGCCUCUGCGGCCUUCUCCGUCCUCCUCUCCCCCACCGGCGGCCUCAAGUCGCCCCACGUCCACUUCCCACCCUCCCCCUCCAAGCUCGCGGCCACCUUCGUCACCCACUCCCCGGGAUCCUACGACCGCGCCCCCAUCGCAGUCUCGCCGAACCCGCUCGCGCUGCCCUCAUGGGGCGACCGCAUCUACUCUCCCUCCAUCGAGGGCUUCCGCCUCUCCGCGCCCCCGCGGCCCUUCCGCUCCCUCUCCUUCGCGUACCAGGCGUCCCCGGUCAUCACGGACUUUGAGGACCCGCGAUCGCCGAAAGCACAGCCCGCCGCGGACGUCACGCACGACCGCGUCGCCAACGCCGUCCGCUUCGAGCAGCUCACCGAGCUCACGGGCCCCGCGAGGCCGAGCCGCGACCUCCGCGACUCGCUCGCGUCGUACCCCCGCUCGCCGUACCCGUCCGCGCCCAUCGAGUAUACCGAGCAGGAUGUUAGUGUAACAGUACCGGAACCAGCGGUGGUGGAGACGCGGGGAAGGCAGCUGCAUCGCAACGACGUGCUGCCGUCCCCCUCGGCCCGUGUCCGCGCGCGCGCCCAGUCGAUGGAGGUGCGCAACAAGAAGGGCCUGAGCCUCAGCGGCCCUACGAACCACGCGUCGCUCAACUUCAAGCCUAUGCCCUCGCCCCUCGCCCAAUUCACCACCUCGUCCACCACCCCGGCGCCCCUGCACACCUCCUCGCUCAACCGCGCACACAAGCCCGCCCCGCUCGCGCUCAACGCGUCGCCCAGCUCCUCCGACGGGGGCCUCGCACAGGCCUUCUGGCAGAGCGUCUCCCUCGACGCCUCGACCUCCGGCUCUGCCUCUCUGUCCGCCGCCGACGAGCCGAUGGUGACGGCCCUCGAGUACCCCGAGUCCGCGACGGACUACGACGAGAUGCUCGACCUCGAGCUGCGGAGCGCCGCCCAGCCGCCACUCAUGUUCGCAGGCGCGGACGGCGUCGUCGGUGCUGUUUCCUCUCCCGCUGUCUUCUCCCCUGCUCCGUUCUCUCCGAGCGUAGUGUUCUCCCCCGGCCUGCCCAAACCCCGCGCAGCGCUCGACCGUUUACACCAGUCCCUCUCCUCCCUUUCCGCCCUCGCCUCGCCAAGCGUGAAACGCACCUCGUUCGCCCCCCUGGUCAGGAGGGAGAUCACCGCGCCCUCGCCCAACGACCCCUUCGCGGCGUUCCCCUCGUUCGGCGCUGCCAUCGAGAUGGGCGUCGCGGAGGGUAGGAUCCAGUACCCGCCGCGUGUGGUGCUUGAGCGUGCGUGA
This is a messenger RNA of Cyclocybe aegerita, 1425 nucleotides long. The record is from the annotation of a GenBank genome assembly. Lineage: Eukaryota; Fungi; Basidiomycota; Agaricomycetes; Agaricales; Hemipholiotaceae.